CUCUACACCUCUAUUCCUAAUAUACAUUUCUUAUAUAUUCUUAAUUUUUUUUUAUUAUAACUUAUAGAUGGUCUUCCCCGGAAAACGCAGCACAGGCUGUUUUGUGUGCCGUAGGCGUAAAGUCAAGUGCGACGGCGCCAAACCGCAUUGCCAGCACUGCACCUCCCGGGGCGUCGAGUGCACCGGCUAUCCUGAUGCUUUUCAAUUCAGACCGUACAAAUCGGAGAAUCCAUCGCCGCCUCAGUCGGCGCUAAUUACGCAGCAGCGGGAUCAGCCUCCUGUGGUGCGCUGUCGAUCGCCGCGUCUGCGAUCCGGUCCUGCGUUGAGUCUCGAGUGGCAGUCGGUGUGUUAUUUCGUGCAUCAACAUGUUUUGAAAGUCCAUCGAUCGCCGUGUCGAGGGCGGUUGGCUUUUUUUCCCGAGCUGUAUCGGGAAAAGGGCGAUGAUCCGUGUCUGCGACAUGCUAUUCUCAGUGUGACUUAUCUCGCGCUGUACAAUACGGCCAGAGUCGAUGUGCUGCAUCUCCAGGCGAGAAAGCAUUACGGUUCUGCUAUCCAUCAUCUUGUCGAAGCGCUCAAGUCGACAGAGACAGCAGUGCAAGAUGAGGUUUUUGCUGCCUCGUUGUUUCUCAGCAUGUUUACUGAUCUGAGCAAUGAAGAUGGCGAUUCAUUAAAUCCUCAUAUACCCGGAGCAUACGGCCUUAUGCAAGUCCGAGAUAGACUGCAGUUGAGCACGAAAUACGGGCGAGAACUGUUUGGCUGGGCAGUCACGCAAGUACAAACACAAGCCAUUGCCCAUCAUGAAUUUCGAUAUGCUGCCCUUCCUCAGUCCAUCCGCAUGAUGUACCAGCCAGACAUCAUCUACCGCGCUGGUAUCGUCACCGGGAUGAUAUCAGACCUGUGUCGAUCCAUGGGCGAGAUCAGAAAUAUUCUAAACCAUGGACCGAUCAACCAAAAUGGCAAAGAUUCGGUCUCUAGAUUACUAGAACAAGCACACUAUUUCAUCGACGAAAUCGAUACCUGGCAUGAAGCUAUCCCAGGCCAUUGGAAGCGUCAAUAUCAACCGACAGAGACCGAGGCAAUCCCAGCUCAACGUGAUCAGUGGACGACAUGCUAUUUAGCUACGAUAUACAGUGCACAGAUAAUAUUCUACAUGCAGAUAUCGGAAUUUUGCCAGCAUCUGAAUACACUUGGAAUAUCACUCGGUCAACUAUACAUCGACGAUGACCCCAUCGAGCCAUUCCUGGACCUGGGUACCCGAAUCAGCAAUCUGAUCGAGAUGAUCUGCUCUACUGUUGCUUCAACGCUUGGAACAAUAACUGCAUACAGAAAAUUUCAACCAUCACCAGACACAAAACUGGCGAAUGGAUAUAUUCUUCGUGGGCCCAUGCGGGUCGUUGUCAGCUGUCGGUUUUCAACACCAGAACAGGUCUUCUUAUGUCAACAGGGACUGCACUUUGCUGGACGGAGUAUGUCUAUUGGCCAGAUUGCCUGAUGAUGGUUCUUGUGUAUAAUGUCUUAAUGCCUCAUGUCUAUACCAUUUGUAAUUCAUUAAAAAGCUCAUCUUUGCUACUGUCGUACAGGUUGUGCAUAUUCAGUAAGAAGAAAAGGCCUCAAACCUGGCCGUUCUCUAGCAAUGGCGCUUUCCACUCCAUCAAUCUUCUGUCAUCCCAAAGAGCGUAACCCCAUUCCCAGUCCGUCUCAGUCUUUCGUUCGAAAUUCAUGCAAUCCUCCAGCAUGUCAUGCUCAUUAUGAGGCAACAGCCAUGCCUUCUUCCAACCCAAAGUUGGCCGUUCAAGAGGCGAUAGAGUAGACCAGAACUGUUCGAAAUUUGGCAUCUCAUGCUGAUCCGCUGGGUCGGUGAACGGGAACUUCUCGUCCCAAGAGAUCCCGAUCUUGAGUCCAACGAAUGGCCCGGCCCAGAACCCCCUGAUAUUAAGGCAGAGGAUAUUC
Molecule: messenger RNA, 1950 nt
Organism: Aspergillus wentii DTO 134E9
Lineage: Eukaryota; Fungi; Ascomycota; Eurotiomycetes; Eurotiales; Aspergillaceae
Product: Zn(II)2Cys6 transcription factor
Exons: 4
Coding region: 68-1492 (474 amino acids)
Biological process (GO): regulation of DNA-templated transcription
Molecular function (GO): DNA-binding transcription factor activity, RNA polymerase II-specific; zinc ion binding
Source: RefSeq, a predicted model, not a curated record